UCGAUUGACAGUACACAUCGUAGCCUGCAUCAACGCAGAGAUCGAUCGAUCACAAGAACAGUAAUAAGCUAGCUACCGCACCAACAGUUAAUAAGACAUGGCCGGCGGGAAGAAGGCGGCGGUGGCGGUGCUGCUCGUGGUGAUGGUGGUUGUGUCGUUGUCGGCGGUGGCGCCGGCGGCCGCCGCAGGUGCGCCGUUCAUGGUGUGUGGCGUGGACGCGGACCGGAUGGCGGCGGAUUGCGGGUCGUACUGCAGGGCCGGGAGCAGGGAGCGGGCGCCGCGGCGGGAGUGCUGCGACGCGGUGAGGGGCGCCGACUUCAAGUGCCUGUGCAAGUACCGCGACGAGCUGCGGGUCAUGGGCAACAUCGACGCCGCCCGCGCCAUGCAGAUCCCGUCCAAGUGCCGCAUCAAGGGCGCGCCCAAGUCGUGCUAGAGAUCUAGCUAGCUAGCUUCAGUUACGAGCCAAUAGCUAGCUAGCUAAGCUCCCGACUUAAUUAAUUAGUUUCAAAUAAUCAAUGGUCCAGUAAGAUUUGUACUCAAUAUUUGCUUCUUGGUUUGUCACAGUAUUUCAUUUGGUAUUGUCAAACUAUAUACUCCCUCCGUCCCUAAAUAUUUAACACCGUUAACUUUUUUAAACA
Molecule: messenger RNA, 638 nt
Organism: Oryza sativa Japonica Group (Japanese rice)
Lineage: Eukaryota; Viridiplantae; Streptophyta; Magnoliopsida; Poales; Poaceae
Product: putative lipid-transfer protein DIR1
Biological process (GO): systemic acquired resistance
Molecular function (GO): fatty acid binding
Source: RefSeq, a predicted model, not a curated record